AUGGCAUCAGCCGGGCCAGAUGUUUCUGAGGUGGAGGAAGCGCUCCGGGCUCGUGCAAAUGCACGCCGAAUCAAAGAGCAUUAUGAUGGGACGCUGGGUGUGCCAAGUGGACUUCAGUCCCUGAGUCAUCUCCUCGCGCACGACAAGGACGCGGUCUUCUCCGGCCUAGAGCACUUGCCGUUCUACAAUAAAACCGACCUUCCACCUCCACCGCCUCUCCACCCAGCUCCGGAACCUCUCCAACGCCCUCAACCGCCACGCCGCCGUACACCCGUGCAUCCCAUCUCGAUGCCCAGCUUCAACGCGCAUCUGCUCGCCUCCCUGCCGACCAGCAUGGGGCCGGCAGGUGCACCGCCACCGCCAUCCCCAUCCCCAUCUCCGCCCCUGGAGUCAAACCUCUGGACCCAGGACCCCGUCAGCCCCACUAGCCCUGCUGGUGCCGCUGCCGCCACCACCGAUGCCGUACCUUCCCAGGAGUAUCAGCCGCCGGCCUCCACAGCCCCUACGGCCCCUUUGGACGAGCAGCAGAUGAUGUACCAAUAUCCCUUAGAACCGGGAUCUGGUCCCAAAUCUGGCGGGCGUGUACGGCUUCCCUCUGGCUUCACGUUGGAUCCAUGGCGAUGGACACCCAACGAGGAGGAGCUCGGUCAGGCCUUCGACGCUGCUACCACUCCGCCGAACCUGUCGGAGUCAAUUCUCACAUACCCAACAGAUAACCGCCAGAACGGUUACUUCAACCACCAUAACCACCAGCCACACGGGCGAGGCAGUACCGCCACGGAUGGCGGGUCAUCGCCCGUACAUCUCGUCCGGCGUCCGGAGUCUCGUACGGGCGGCAGCGGCGGCGCCGCCUCGCCGCCGCCGCUACUACAGCGCCUCUCUUCUUCGCCGACCUCCUCCCCUCCUCGGGCAGUGUCGCCUGUCGUGACGACGGGACAGACCCGCGGGUCGCAAUCCGGUGGGCUUUAUAGCCCCGCCGGCGGCGGCGGGGACGGCAGCGGCAGCGGCAGCGUUUUUGGCGGGUUUCAUAGGAGCCAGGGGGGCGGCGGUACGGGAUUUGGAUCCGGAAAUGGAUCUGGAUCCAGGUGGGGGACGCCGACGGCAACUGGAUUUGGAUCGAUGCCGUCGAUGUCGUCGCCACCGCUGGAGGCUGUAGGGCCGACGGCGGCGGCGGAGACGGAGGAGGAGCGUAAGGCCCGAUUGGCGCGACAGCGGCUUUUGUCCGCUAACGAUCUGACGCCGCAAGAGUGGGCCCGCAUAGGGCCCCCUAAGGACGCAGCGGAUCUUGAGAAGUUUGUGGCACGCAGCUACUCAAUGGCCGUGGACUUCGACCGUCAUACCUUGCUGCUCCAGCGGGUGGCUCGGCCCGAUAUCUUUCACAUCUCCGCGGCCGAGGCGCAGAGGCGGCAGCUGGCGGCAGAUGAGGCCACGUUGGCGAUGCAAGCGAUGCGGCGCGCGGAGGAGGAAGCGCGGCAAGCGGCGGAGGAGCAAGAGCGACAGGCACGAAACGCACCCCGCGGGCCGUGGUACGACACGCUAGGUGUACGGCAAGUAAACCGCAGUACAUCGCCGGUUUUGCCUCGGUUUCUGGACUGGCACCCGAGCGGUGGUGUUGUUGGCGGCGGUAGCGGCAGCGGCGGCGGCAGCGGCGGCGGCGGUGGUGGUGGUGGUACGGCAGGGAGCUCGCCGCGGGGAUCUAGAUGUGCGUCGGCGGCGCGGUCAGGAUCGGAGUCGUUGUACGGCACCGGCAGGGGAUGCGGCGCCACGAGACGAUUUUCGGCACAGGAUCACGUGUUGAGGCAAUCAGAGCCAAUAGCGGGUUCCGAUCCGUACGUGUACGAAGACUACGGCGAGGACCCUGACCUGCCCGCGGGCGGCGGUGCUGCGUACGGCACUCGGCCGCCGCGCCGCCGCCACCAUUCCGCCAUCGCUGCGAGCAACAGCUUCGCGCCGCCGCCGCGUCCUGCCGGCGUCAGCGACGCCCACUAUGCCCAGAUGGUACGACAGCAACGCAAGUGGCUCAACGGGCCCGCGCAGCCGCCCCGGCCGGUGUCGGCGGCGCCGCUGCCGGCGCCGAUGUCACGGCAGUACGUACGACCUAGGUCAUCGCGGCCGUGGCCCGACGGCACGGCGGCGCCGAUACCGUCGCGGGUGGCGGCGGAGGCGGCAGCAGCGGCGGCGGCAGCGGAGGCUGCUAGCCGACCCAGCACCGCGUUCCGUACAAUCAUCCAUCCGAAGUCAAAGCAGCUGCCGCCGCGACCCGGCGACGCAGGUCGUACAUCCUUCCGUACUCUAUCCACCAGAACCUCCGCCAAGUCUUGCGGCAUCGUCAACACUGCCGCGUUCAUCUCCGCCGUAUCCGCCGCCUUUCCUUCUGCCCCUGGCGGCAAGGUGCCGCCGCCAAGGCAUGUGGUAAAUCCGCAGGACAAGGUUGAUGGCGGCGGCCGCAGCAGCGGCGCAGCGGCAGCGGAGCUGGUUGCACAGCUGCCAUCGUCCGUGUCGGAGGCACCGCCGCCGGCGCAGCUGGACAGCGCCGUCAUGCCUAGCUCCGCACAGCUGACUCUCGAUUCUUCACGUGGCGGCAAGCGGCUACCCUGGGAGGCACGCGAGCACGUGGCGGCGCCUCACUACUCGUCACCCCCGGCGGCGGCGGCGGGGCCGGUGCCGGCGGCGGAGGCGCGGAGGUCUUCCUCUGUCUUUGGGGAGACGUUGCCGCCGGGGGGUUCCGGGGGGGGCCGCGAUGGCGACGAGUCCUUCGUGCCCCGGAAGUUCGAAUUGCGAGAGGGGCUGGUUCUCGAUGGUUAUAUGGGGCGGUAG
Messenger RNA from Volvox carteri f. nagariensis, 2817 nucleotides. RefSeq lists its product as uncharacterized. Lineage: Eukaryota; Viridiplantae; Chlorophyta; Chlorophyceae; Chlamydomonadales; Volvocaceae. The record is from RefSeq and is a predicted model, not a curated record. The coding region runs from base 1 to 2817 and encodes 938 amino acids. The transcript is spliced from 7 exons.